Messenger RNA from Leptosia nina, 750 nucleotides. The record is from the annotation of a GenBank genome assembly. Lineage: Eukaryota; Metazoa; Arthropoda; Insecta; Lepidoptera; Pieridae.
AUGCAGAGGGAAGAAAAGCAGUUAGAAGCCACUUUGCACGCUAUCCUUAAUAGGGUAAAUGAUUUAAAGACUGCUAUCCAAGCUUUGAUUACAAAAUUGGAAACGGAGUACGAGACUAUUAAUUGGCCAUCAUUUCUUGACAAUUAUGCUAUUUUGUCUGGACAUCUGACUGGGCUGAGUAAAAUAUUACAAGCUGAACUAGCACCAUCUCUAAGGUCUGUUGUUGUACUUCCUCUUCAACUAGGUUGUGAGCGUGAUGAAGAACUCUCUCGGCUAACAGAAGGAAGAGUCCCAGCUUGUACUCAUGAUCUGGUACCUGAUCUUUUACGUACAAAGCUGGAACCUCAGGCUGAGCAAAGAUUACAGCAGCUUAUACACAAAGCCAGUACAUUAAACUAUGAUACUGCACAGAAACAAGUGGCACAGUUCACGAAAGUCAUUAGCCAUGUUUGGGAAAUAAUUUCCAAAGGCCGGGAAGACUGGGAAGGAGAAUCCAUGAGAUCUGCAGGCAUGCAACCAACCCAUAGUAUAGCCGACACACAUGCUUUGGUUACUGCAGUAGGAACUGGAAAAGGUCUUCGACCAGGUAUGCCACCGUGUGUACCAUCAGGGGUUGUACCACCCGGUAUUGGGCCAUCACGGGGACCUACACCCCAAAUGGGAACUGCAGCACCAAAUAUGCCUAAAGCCCCAUCUGCCAUAAAAACAAAUAUAAAGGCUGCUAACCAAAUACAUCCAUAUCAACGAUAA